Molecule: messenger RNA, 516 nt
Organism: Laetiporus sulphureus 93-53
Lineage: Eukaryota; Fungi; Basidiomycota; Agaricomycetes; Polyporales; Laetiporaceae
Exons: 1
Coding region: 1-351 (116 amino acids)
Source: RefSeq, a predicted model, not a curated record
AUGUCCGAGACAACCAAAACCACAAAGUUCCCUCUCUUGGGUGAGGGCAACUACGGUGAGUGGGCGAUCUGGAUGGAAGCGGAGCUGAUCAACAAGGAGCUGUGGGAGGUGAUGAUGAUUGAAACAUCGCCACCGACGGAUGCAACGGAGAUGGAGGCAGCAGUGUGGCUGGAGGCAGAAAAGGUCAAGCGCUUGAUGACCAAGAUGGUGAAAGCACAGGCGAAAAUGGUGCUGCAGGUAUUGGCAGGGCAGCUGGUGCACCUGGUGAGUCGUGACCCUAUGGAGUGCUGGGCGACUCUGGCGCAGAUGCACCGAGCGUACGAGUUUGCGACCCGACUGGCGAUGCAGUGACGCUUCUACAGGGUGGUGAAGGGCCCCGACGAGGUGAUGUCAGCAUGGAUCAGGCAGGUGAAGAAAAUGGCCGCAGAUCUGGAAUACGCUGGGGUAAAAGUAGAAGAAGAGGACAUGGUGUUGGGACUCACCAUGGGCCUUGGAGAACACUAUGACCAGCUCGUA